UGUAUUUCAACAUGCCUUUUUUUUCCCUACCUGAAUCCUCUCCACCUCUGACAUAUUCCCCGAUCUAAUUCCUAGGCUACAGCAGCAGCACGCUGUUGUGCUUCACUAGGAAGGUAAGAGGAGACGACAUACAUCUUCCACUCGCUUUCUGCAACUCAUGCGUAGAAGCCAAAGUAAAAGAAGAGUACAAGUACAAGGCCUUUACUACAGCCCAGCUACUCAAUACUGAGGAAAGAUUAGGUGACAGUCCCAACUGGAAUACAGUAUUUGUACAGCCUCUCUCCUUAAGAUACUCAAGCGCAAGAUCAGUCAGCAUCACCAAGAUUGCAAUGUACUCUACAAGGAGCAAAGUACUCUGAAUAUAAGACAACAAAAUACGAAAGAAAACUUGCCAUAGACACUGAUGGGUGUUAAAGGAGCAGAUCUUUAUUAAUGAGAUCACAUGGAACCUGAAAAGGACGACUUUCCUCAGUUAGGAGAAGAGAUGGUGAACACGCAAUCUGGUUUCUCUUUACAGGUUUUAUGUCCAAUCCGAAUUUAAUAAUGCAAGACCAACCAAGCAUGCCUUUUCCAUCAGGAUCUCUAGACGGUGAUUGUUCUCCCACAAACCAAACAGAUGAGGGUAUAAAUGAUCAAACAGGCUCAUCUUGUUUACCCAUGGACAGUUAUGGUGGAAACACACAUGAUUCUGACAGCCAGACCGAAAGAAAAAGCUCAGAUUCAUCCAUGAGCCCUGACAUUUCCUUGUCACCUCAAGAUCACAUUCCUAUGAGAUUUUCAGGGAAGGCCUCUCCAAGAGAUGAAUACAGAAGGUACAGCUGUGAUGAGCCUGCAGAAACCAGUUUUGGUAAAUUUAUCAAAGAGAAAACCCAGUUUCAUCCUUACAAGAGACAAUUCAGUGACGUUUUUCCAGAUGCUAUCCAUUCUAUGUCUCUUGGGGAGAAACCUUUCAAAAGCAUGGAUGGAAUAGACAGCUUUGAAAAUGUCUGUGGUCCAACCUGUCCUGAAGAUAAUGAGUCAUUUGCGACACACAUUCCUGAUAUAGCUGUGGAAACAGCAUGGUGUAAUUCUAUACAGUACACCAGCCACGAGGAAAGCUCGCAGAUUAUGCUGGGAUCAGAAGUAAAGCUGAAGCCACAAUCUUUGCUUAUGAGACAGCAAGAAAAAGAGCAAAGGAUGUACUGGUCCCAAUCCCCAACACAGCAGAUCUAUUGUGCCCCACAGACAUUUCCUCAGUAUUCCACAGGAGGAAGCUAUCCUGUUACAUACAUUUCUACAUCACAUUACCCUUACCAAAGGAUUGCACCGCAAGCUGGCAUGGAAUCACAGCAACCCCUGUUCCCCAAACCUAUCUAUUCCUACAGCAUCCUGAUAUUUAUGGCUCUUAAGAACAGUAAAACCGGCAGCCUUCCUGUCAGCGAGAUCUACAAUUUCAUGACAGAGCACUUUCCUUAUUUCAAGACUGCUCCAGAUGGGUGGAAGAAUUCAGUGCGUCACAACCUGUCCCUAAACAAGUGUUUUGAGAAAGUGGAGAACAAAUCUGGAAGUUCUUCCCGUAAAGGCUGUUUGUGGGCCCUGAACCCAGCCAAGAUUGAUAAGAUGCAAGAAGAGCUGCAGAAGUGGAAACGGAAAGAUCCAGUAACAGUGAGGAAAAGCAUGGCAAAGCCAGAGGAUCUUGACAAGCUGAUAGGAGAGAGAACAGAGAAACUGAGAUCCUCACUCCUGGCUUGUAACCCAUCUGGCAUCAUGAACACACCAUCCACAAUGCACAUGACCUUUCAGAGUGAACAGAACAUUUCCUCCACCAUGUCUGGAUCACUACAGACAAUGCAUGAGGUUUCUGAUUCUAUGCCUGGCAAGAAGCCCCCACCGAGCUAUACUUCACUCCCUCAUGGAUAUCCCCAGAUCUCCCCUGCAAUGAUACAACAGCCUCAUCCAAUAUCACAGAAUCAUUUUUCUCCACCAGAGAACCAAAGUGAAAUGACUACCCAAUCCAUUAAUCCCCAGGACUCUCCAAUACCUGCCCACACCCCUCCGCUUCACAACAUGAAGCUGUUAACGGAGCACUCGCCUACCAGAACCAUGCAAGACCAACUGAUGGAGGGCGAGCUGAGCAAUGACAUUGAUGCUCUCAAUCCCUCUCUUACAGACUUUGAACUUCAAGGAAACCUAUGGGAGGAACUUAAAGAUGACAGUCUGGCACUGGAUCCCAUUAACCUGAUGUCUUCCUCCCCAACUCCACCUCCACCACAUUACUUCAUGCACAAUGGGAACUGCAGCAGCAACGGAAUCAGCCCCCCUAGUAGUAACUCGCAUAUGGGACUAAGCGACAUCCAACUUACUACCGUUUACUCCUCAUACAUGGAGAUGGACUCUGUGGUGCCGUCAUACAUCAAUGGCUCCGGAUCUAAGCACGUUGCCAUUGUUUAAAGUAACUGUCUCCACAGACUAUACUGAAUAUAUGACCAAAGAUAUUUAUAUAUUUCAUUUGCAAAAUGAUUGAUGAUAAAAGCUACAUCAAUUCAGUCUUCUAUUAUAGAGAAGAUGGACAGUAUGCGUUUUAGGGUAUCGUUGUCCUACUCAGAGCAAGGACUAUAAUAUAUAUUAAAUUGCACAAGUAACACAUAAGUAUGGGCUUAGUAAAUACGUCAAGUAAAAAAAACUUAUGUAUAUAACGUAUGUUAUUUGUUAAAUUUUACAUUUUAAGUAUUUAAUAUGCUGUUAUUUGAUCAUAGCACAACUUUUUCUUUAGAGAAAAAUGUAAGAAGCUAAAACUAUUCACCAGUAUUGAAAUAUAUAAAUGACAUACAAUUGGACGCAUCAUCCAUGUCAUCCGUCCUCCAUAGAGGACAAUCUAAUACACUGAAAGGCCUCAUGCACACAACCGUAUUUUGCAUCUGCAUCUGAUCUUGCAUUUGAUGUCAUCCAUGUGCUGUCCGCAUCCGUAUGUCCUAUUUUUGUCCAUAUUGUGGACACAAAUGGUCAUUUCUACUGAGGCACAGGUUGUGUGAAUGAGGCCGGAAAAAUAAAAGAACAACACAGUAUGCCAGUGUGCACCGUAAGGUGCCAGGCAAACGGUGGAGCCAGUAAGGAGACACAUAGAGUCUCUUUGACCCUCACUACGAAGGCCCUCCAUAUGUCUCCAUCCAAUGUGUCUCUGUAUGCACUGUACUACAAAGAUAUCUGCCCUGAGGAGGAAUGUGUACCUCCAUGAUACAUCAUCUGAUGAACACGUCGGAUUGCACACUAAAGUCCCAUACACCUUUAUGGGCUCUAGAUUACAGAUUUGUGCAACUAUGGUAUGAGGCUUUAGACUGAAGAAACAUGUCUACCAUAAAUGGUGUUAAAUAACACAUACAAUAUUUCACAGUAACAUCCUAGUACGACGUAGCAUGACGUGUCAAAUGAAUGGGAGCUGAGUUACAGUCUGUCAGCACGGCCAGUGUCGGACUGGGGUGCCUAGGGCCCACCAGUAAAAUUUAUUUUGGGGCCUACCGUACGGAUACAUUCAAAUAUUACCUGCUCACACAGCACAGCAGCGAGAUGCUACCUGAUGAUUGAAUACGGGGGUCCCUGCAGCACCUUUGAGAAGGUAGGUCCUGCAGAAAAGAGGAUACUGGCUAGCUUUCCUCUAUACCUAGAAGUCAUCUCAGCUCCGAUCGUGUCUAUAAUAAUAAACUGGGGAGUUUCUUUAUACACAUAGGCUGGUUGAGGGGCUGUACAUUAAAUAUAUGUAUGUAGUGCAGUAGGUCUACUGUGUUAUUUUGCACUUGUGCAAGGGGUAGGAGACUAGGGGCCCACCUUGCUUAGAGGCCCACUGGGGGAUUCUCUUGUACCCCUCUGAGCCUGAGCACGGCCACUACACAGUGGAUGGAGGCUUUUGAUUUUAGUUCCGUCCCCUGUUAUGUUUCCAGUGGGACUGCCGGAUAGGUCAUCAAUAUCAAAAAGGUGAAACACCCCUUAAAUUUAUUUCUGCUGCACCCAACAAAAUUUUUGUUAUAGCCAGACACAAAGUCGCACUAGGAUGUCUGGAAAAUGGGCGUCCUCCAAUCAUCUGAAAUCAAGCCACACGCGUAAAAUAUUUCAUUCGCUUUUAGUUACUCAGCUCCAGAAAUGAGUGUUUCUCAAAAUGACUGAUAUAGAUGUUUUCUGUUCUGGACACAGGGGGACCUGUGUUGCACCCCUGAUAUUUUAUCAAGCAAAAUCUUUAUUACAAAGACUCAUUUCACUGUAAAACUGCGCAAAAGCAAACGACUGACGUCACGCAAGAGACGGAAAUGGAAAUUUCAGAGUCCUAAUAAAAGCAAAAAACUUUCCAGGAACUCGGAAGCAUUUCAGUUCUGUGCAUAAAAUAAUGUUUCUUCCAGCUUGUCUAGGAAUAUGUGUGAAUAUAUGCAGUUUCAUAAAGCAGGUGGCGCUUCCCUUUCAGCUGUGCACUCCUUGCUUGUUGGUGGAAUUCCUUGUUGCACUUUUAUUUCAUGAAUAUUAUGUCAUUAUUUCACUCGGCGUUGUCCUUCCUGUGGGCUCCAGCUGUCCUCGGACAAGGACCAUGUCUGAUUAUUUGUAUUGUUCUCUUAGUUUAUGUGCAGUAUUAAAGACCACAGAUGGAUUUAACGUGAUGAGUUAGUGGACAGAAUACUGGUGGCAAGGCAAAUUGUCAAAAAGUUGGCUUUGGUUCAACCACACUUUCCUUUAAAUGCUACAUAAUCCUAUUUAUGUGCCAAUCUAGCCAAUGUUAAUAUGCCCCAGUUCUGUCUCAUUUCCAGAUUGCAUUUGUACAACAUUCUACGGUAUGUUUGUGAAAUAAACUCAUCUAUCUGCAGUGGA
Molecule: messenger RNA, 4827 nt
Organism: Bufo bufo (common toad)
Lineage: Eukaryota; Metazoa; Chordata; Amphibia; Anura; Bufonidae
Gene: FOXN1
Product: forkhead box N1
Exons: 10
Coding region: 523-2430 (635 amino acids)
Biological process (GO): regulation of transcription by RNA polymerase II
Molecular function (GO): transcription cis-regulatory region binding; DNA-binding transcription factor activity, RNA polymerase II-specific
Source: RefSeq, a predicted model, not a curated record